Molecule: messenger RNA, 315 nt
Organism: Eimeria mitis
Lineage: Eukaryota; Apicomplexa; Conoidasida; Eucoccidiorida; Eimeriidae
Exons: 1
Coding region: 1-315 (104 amino acids)
Source: RefSeq, a predicted model, not a curated record
AUGAACUGGCCUCGUACACUCUUUAUACCUGCAGCAGCAGCAGCAGCAGCAGCAGCAGCAGCAGCAGCAGAUGGAGAUAAAGCAGCAGCAACAGGAGUAGUAAUAGUAGUUGUAGUAGUAGCAGCAGCAGCAGCGGCAGAUGCAGUAGAUAAAGAAGAUGCGGCAGAAGCAGCUGCUGCAGCAGCAGCAACAGCAGCAGACUCAGCAGCAACAGCAGCAGCAGCAGCAGCAGCAGCAGACCUGCAGCAAAGAGGCUUUUUCUAUGCAGCACCAAGCUGCGUAUACACCCCAAAUCAACAUAAAGUUCUCCUCUAA